Messenger RNA from Synchiropus splendidus (mandarinfish), 2936 nucleotides. RefSeq names its product PRP40 pre-mRNA processing factor 40 homolog A (gene prpf40a). The record is from RefSeq and is a predicted model, not a curated record. Gene Ontology annotation, biological process: mRNA cis splicing, via spliceosome. Bases 42 to 2675 code for a protein of 877 amino acids. Gene Ontology annotation, molecular function: protein binding; RNA binding. Gene Ontology annotation, cellular component: U1 snRNP; U2-type prespliceosome. The transcript has 27 exons. NCBI's taxonomy places the organism in Eukaryota, Metazoa, Chordata, Actinopteri, Syngnathiformes, Callionymidae.
AUGUGACUUAGCAUUUCCGAGGUUCUUAUCCGCGGGUCAUCAUGUCUUCAUCGGAGGCUAAUAAUGGCCCAAGUCAAGCACCUCCUUACCAAGGUGUUCCACCCUCAGGAAUGCCUCCCCCCUUUAUGGGACCACCAGGUAUACCACCUCACUUUCCUCCCAUGGGAAUUCCUCCGGGGUUAGGGCAGCGACCGCCAACCAUGACCCCAAUGCCGCCGGGUAUACUUCCUCCUGGGAUGAUGCCACCAAUAGCACAGAUGCCAAGCAUGAUUCCACCUAUGCUCCCAGCGAUGAUGCUGCCCCCUCGUCUGCCAGCUGCGACUGUACAACCAACAGGGCCGCCUGGUGUUGAAACCUCAGCCACUGUAUCUGCACCUGGAACAACCAGUACCACAAAUGGAUCUCCACAGGAAGAAGCACCGAAGAAGAAAUCCCUGUGGACUGAACACAAGUCGCUGGAUGGAAAGACUUAUUAUUACAAUACAGAGACCAAACAAUCCACCUGGGAGAAGCCAGACGAUCUCAAGUCUCCUGCUGAACAAAUGCUGUCCAAAUGCCCAUGGAAAGAGUACAAGUCUGACACUGGGAAGCCGUAUUAUUACAACUCUCAAACCAAGGAAUCCAGGUGGACCAAACCCAAGGAACUGGAAGAUCUAGAAGCAAUGAUCAAAGCAGAGGAAAAUGGUACAUCAGAGCCAACAGCUUCCGUCGCUGCCGCAGCUCCUGCUUCGCAGACAGAUGCUGCAGGUCCUAUAGCAACAGUAAUGGAGUCAGAGACAGCAACAGCAACUUCAGUCUCGGAGGAAGUCCUUCCCCAGGUGGCUGUGCAGCACACAGCUGAGGUCAAGACCGCAGAUCCCCCAAUAGCCUCCUCAGAGAGUACAGUCGCCGCUGAGACCACAGCAAGUGUCGAAGCAGCAAAAGAAGAACGACCCGAACCACUGAAGAAGGUUUACAAGUGGAACACAAAAGAAGAAGCAAAGCAGGCUUUCAAAGAGCUACUGAAGGAGAAGGGAGUGUCUUCGAACUCUUCUUGGGAACAAGCUAUGAAAAUGAUCAUUAAUGAUCCCCGCUACAGUGCUCUUCCUAAGCUGAGUGAAAAGAAGCAGGCGUUCAAUGCCUACAAAGUCCAGACUGAGAAGGAAGAAAAAGAGGAGGCCAGAAUAAAAUACAAGGAGUCCAAGGAAACCUUCCAGAGGUUCUUGGAGAAUCACGAGAAGAUGACAUCUACCACCAGAUACAAGAAAGCGGAGCAGAUGUUUUGUGAUCAGGAGGUCUGGAGCUGUGUUCCUGAGAGGGACCGGCUGGAGAUCUAUGAAGACGUUCUGUUCUACCUGGCCAAGAAAGAAAAGGAGCAAGCCAAGCAGCUGAGGAAGAGAAACUGGGAGGCCCUGAAGAACAUCCUGGACAACAUGGCCAACGUCACCUACCGCACCACCUGGUCUGAGGCGCAGCAGUACCUGCUGGACAAUCCCACCUUCGCAGAGGACGAGGAACUGCAGAAUAUGGACAAGGAGGACGCUCUGAUCUGUUUUGAGGAGCACAUUCGUGCUUUAGAGAAGGAGGAGGAGGAGGAGAAGCAGAGGACUCUUCUGAGGGAGAGACGGCGACAGCGCAAGAACAGGGAGUCCUUCCAGAAAUUUCUGGAUGAGCUCCACGACCACGGCCAGCUGCACUCCAUGUCUGCCUGGAUGGAGAUGUACCCGACCUUGAGCUCGGACAUCCGUUUCGCCAACAUGCUGGGGCAGCCGGGCUCCACCCCCCUGGACCUGUUUAAGUUCUACGUGGAAGACCUGAAGGCGCGUUAUCACGACGAGAAGAGGAUCAUCAAGGAUAUCCUGAAGGACAAAAGCUUCUUCGUGGAGGUGAACACCAGCUUCGACGACUUCGGCUCCAUCAUCAGCUCGGACAAGAGAGCCAUCACGCUGGACGCCGGCAACAUCAAGCUGGCCUUCAACAGCUUACUGGAGAAGGCGGAGGCCAGAGAGCGGGAGCGCGAGAAGGAGGAGGCCAGGAAGAUGAAGAGGAAGGAGGCGGCUUUCAAGAACAUGCUGAAGCAGGCGACGCCGCCGCUGGAGCCUGACGCCACCUGGGAGGAGGUCAGAGAGAGGUUCUCCAAAGAGGCUGCGUUCGAAGACGUCACGUUGGACUCGGAGAGGAAGCGCAUAUUUAAGGAGUUCAUUCACGUGUUAGAGCACGAGUGUCAGCAUCACCACUCAAAGACCAAGAAACACUCCAAGAAGUCCAAGAAACACCACAGGAAGCGAUCCCGCUCCCGAUCGGGCUCCGAGUCUGAGGAGGAGGAGUAUCACAAGAAGAAGAAGCGCUCGCAGUCCAAGUCCCCGUCCGAGCGCUCCUCCAGUGGUGAAUCAGAGAGGAGCUACAAGAAAUCCAAGAAGCACAAGAAGAAGGCCAAGAAGAGGCGUCACAAGUCGGCUUCGCCGGAUACUGAUGGCGAGAAAAAGGGCCGCGAGGGGAAACGUGAAAAGGAGGCGGAGAAAGAGCGAGACGGCGAGAAGUCUCGGGGCAAGUCCCACUCUGAGUCCAAACAGAAGUCUCCGAAAAAGAAGGCGGCCAAAGAGGAAGGCGGCUGGGACACGUCGGGCAGCGAGCUGAGCGAAGGCGAGCUUGAGAAAAGGCGGAGAACUUUGCUGGAGCAGCUGGACGCGCCGUAACCACCGCGCCUGAGUCUACCACGUCGUACAUGCUCGCCCCUCCGGUCGCAGCUGAAUUGAUGUGGAGCUUCAUGUGCCCUUAUUUUUACUUCAACGUACGUCUAGUUUGGAUUUAGCUGUUGGUUUUUAUAUGCCAGUGAAACCAUAUCGAAUUGUCACAGAAGGAAGGUUGUCGGUGCUUCUGGAACUGCUGAUGCUUUCUUGCACCGUUAUGAAUCCAUUUUACUUUGUUCAACUGUCGAUUAAAAUGUAAUAAAUACG